GCCCGAGAUCCAGAGCUGACCAGAAGCAGAGAUAGCAGGCUUUAUUCGCUCAGGCUAACUCGCUCACGGCUUUGGUUCAGGAUGGUAACUCGUAGUGCCGCGCGUCGUCACCGCAUCUCUCGUGCGCUCAGCUUCAAAAGUGGUCUAUCUCUAUGGCUGGUGCUAUGGCUGUUGGCAUGUCACUGUGCCCCAGGGAAAGCAUGUCCAAGACUGUGUGUGUGCUACCACAUGCCCAUGACUGUCAGCUGCCAAUCUCAGAACUUCUCCUCUGUCCCCGCUGGCGUGCCCUUUGAAUCCCAGCGUGUUUUCUUGCAGAACAACCGCAUCACCGAGCUCAGGGCUGACUCAUUUGGCUUUGAGACACAGGUCCUUUGGCUAUAUUCAAACAACAUUUCAUGGAUUGAGGCCGGUGCCUUCAGUAAUCUGCGUGUGCUAGAAGAGCUUGAUCUUGGGGACAACCCGUCCUUACGGCAAGUGGAUGGUGGUGCGUUCCGGGGCCUUGAAAGGCUACAAAGCCUGCACAUGCACCGGUGUGGUCUGACCGAGUUGCCUGCAGAUGUGUUCCGCAAGCUUUAUAGCCUGCAGUUCCUCUAUCUGCAGGAGAACCAGCUGAACCACCUGCCUGAUGGUGUGUUCUCUGACCUGGUCAACCUCACGCACCUGUUUCUGCAUGGCAACCGUCUUCGCAUAGUCUCUGAGAACGCCUUUCGUGGCCUUGUCAACCUUGACCGACUGCUUCUGCAUGAAAACCGCAUCCGACAAGUGCACCGCCGUGCCUUCCGUGACCUGGGCCGCCUCACCAUCCUCUACCUUUUCAACAAUGCACUGCGUGAACUUCCCGGACAGACGAUGAAAGACACAGCAGGCUUGCAGUUCUUGCGCCUCAAUGACAACCCAUGGGCAUGUGGCUGUGAAGCACGCUCUCUCUGGCAGUGGUUCCGUGAUGCACGUGUGUCCAGCUCUGAGUUGAUCUGCACCUCGCCUUCAGCUCGCCAGGGCCAAGACCUGCGCUUCCUGCGUGAGCUCGACUUUGCCACCUGCCCACUGCCUGAUCCUGGCUCUCUGACUGGCACCACCACCACCACCUUCAGCACCAAGACACGCUGGUGGUUCUCCAAGAACAAACCAGUUGCCUCGGCCAAGGGUGCUUACCAGAAGACCGCUGAGCUCCCUAAGGCCUUCCCCUUCUCCUCAGUGAAGAACGCCCAUUCUGCAGCAGUAGCAGCAGCUGCGGCCUCAGCAUCUAAGUACGAGUUGACUCCGGAGGAGGCUGCCUUGCCGAAACUUGAGCCCGAAGAGUACUGGGCCAAUUACGGCAACGAAGAUGCGACCUCAGUCCGAUGCUAUGAGCUCGAUUGCGACGACUCACAGAUCCUCCCUUCCUCUUCUUCUGCCUCUCCCUCGUUUUUGUAUCUCCUCUCUAUCUCUCUUCUGGCUUUUUCACUUCACUUGCUGUUUGGCUGAGUAGUGUUCCAAUCCCUUCUCUUUUCUUCUUUUGCCCUUUUUUCUGUAUUUGACCCCUGACGACAUGAUGGGGUCUGAUGCUGAGGCACACAUCAAUCAGCAGCCACAAAGACCACAGGAAUGGCAAAUAUGGCACAAACACACACACACAUGUGCACAAGCACAGACAUAGGUGUUCACAUUCAUAUGUGUAAAUGCAGAUAAACACUUUUAGAAUUACCUUUGGUGCUGCCUGGUGUCAUUUAAGAGGCAGAGUUAGGAGUGUUGCCUUGACUGCAACUCUCAGGAGACCUUGCAGCGCUACACUGGGCACUCUACUUCUGCAGUCAGUGACACAAAAGCAGACAGUGAGGUAGAUAGAGCUAGACAGAAAGUAAAUGGAAGUGUGUUGAGGGGUCAAACAAAACAUAACUCUGCAGUCUUUUCAGAGAUGUACUAUAAAACCUUCAUACAGCUGUAAAUACGCACUUCCGCCUUGUUACAUGAAGUCACUCAUAAACAACAGGAACAGGAAUGAUUGUGCACACAGUUUUCUCUUCUUCUUGUCUGUAUACUGCAGUGAGUUUUGCAUAUAAACAGAGUUUAUAAUUUAUGUGUGAGGUUAGUUUUGGCCUUUCACUGUGUUUUUUGUUUCAGAGAUUUGGAACUUAAUUAUAAUUAUAAGGAGACAUUUCACUGUACACAAAACUGUG
Tachysurus vachellii is the source of this 2156-nucleotide messenger RNA. It is a transcript of the gene rtn4rl2b, whose product is annotated as reticulon 4 receptor-like 2b. The transcript has 3 exons. Gene Ontology annotation, cellular component: plasma membrane. The record is from RefSeq and is a predicted model, not a curated record. Lineage: Eukaryota; Metazoa; Chordata; Actinopteri; Siluriformes; Bagridae. Gene Ontology annotation, molecular function: protein binding. Bases 82 to 1464 code for a protein of 460 amino acids.